AUGAAUAAGGUAUUGAUAUUAGUUCUUCUCUAUGUCGUUGCCAUAUUCACAAGUUCCAAUUCUGCACCUGAAUCCGACCCGAUUCUUGACAUAAACGGAAAAAUCCUCCGAACACACACUACGUAUUUAGUAGUCCCAGUAAAUCACAAAUAUGGUGGGAUUUCUUUAGAAACCACUGGCAAUGAAAAAUGUCAACUUGGUGUAGUUCAAGAAAUUUACAAUGUGCACGGAGGCUCUGUGGCAUUAUUCCCACUGAACCCAAAGAAAGGUGUAAUACGCGUGUCUACUGAUUUAAACAUCGCGAUUUUGUUUAUUGCAAAGUCAUUUGCAAAGAUGUUGAGAUUAUAUGAUCAAUGGACAGAGACGUUUGUCACUCAGCAAUGUCCCUCUUGUGUUCAAUUUUAA
Molecule: messenger RNA, 405 nt
Organism: Solanum tuberosum (potato)
Lineage: Eukaryota; Viridiplantae; Streptophyta; Magnoliopsida; Solanales; Solanaceae
Product: miraculin-like
Exons: 1
Coding region: 1-405 (134 amino acids)
Molecular function (GO): endopeptidase inhibitor activity
Source: RefSeq, a predicted model, not a curated record